This is a messenger RNA of Guillardia theta CCMP2712, 2745 nucleotides long. RefSeq lists its product as hypothetical. Lineage: Eukaryota; Cryptophyceae; Pyrenomonadales; Geminigeraceae. The transcript has 8 exons. Gene Ontology annotation, molecular function: RNA helicase activity; ATP binding; RNA binding. The record is from RefSeq and is a predicted model, not a curated record. Bases 1 to 2745 code for a protein of 914 amino acids. Gene Ontology annotation, cellular component: nucleus.
AUGGCGGCGAGACGAGGGCGAGGAGGGUCGGGAUCUGCUCAGAAACAGGGGAGAGGAGCUGCUAAGGGAAAGUUUGGGGGAGAGGAAAACCAGAUCGAUUUUGAGAAGAAGAAGAAUUUCCAUGACCACAACAAGGGAAAAGCGAAUUUUGAGAAGGGCAAGUCUCCUGCAAAGGGAAAGAAGUUUUUCAAGAAGAAGGGAAGAAGAGAUGAGGAAGACAGAGAUUCAGAUGACGUCGAGGAGGAGUUGGACAUUGAUGAGGGUGUGACAGACGAAGAGACAGAGCACCAGGGGAACAACAGCUCAGCGGAUGAGAGCGACGACGUUGGAGGGAGGAUGGAGGACGUGGAGGAGGAUGCGUUCGACUCGAAGCAGAGCUUUCCCAGCAUUGCAUCGACUCAGCAAGAGGAGGGAGGGGAGGAGAAGGGGAAGAAGAAGUCAAAAUCAGGAGGCUUCGAGUCCAUGGGCUUCAGCUAUCCCGUCUACCGAGGAAUCAAGAUGAAGGGAUAUAAGGUCCCCACCCCCAUCCAGAGGAAAACCAUCCCCCUCGUCCUCCGCGGUCACGAUCUGGUCGCCAUGGCCCGCACAGGGUCGGGCAAGACAGCUGCCUUCCUGCUGCCCAUGUUCGAGAGGCUCAAGGAGCACUCGGUCAAGGUCGGCAUCCGCGCACUCAUCCUCUCCCCCACCCGCGAGCUCGCGCUGCAGACGCUCAAGUUCGGCAAGGAGCUGGGCAAGUACACGGGGCUGAGGAUGGCGCUGCUAGUGGGGGGCGACAGCAUGGAGGAUCAGUUCGCAGCGCUGGCGCACAACCCGGACGUGGUGAUCGCGACGCCAGGGAGGCUGCUGCAUCACCUGGAGGAGGUGGGGCUGACGCUGCAGUCUGUGCAGUACAUCGUCUUCGACGAGUGCGACCGGCUGUUCGAGAUGGGGUUCGCUGCCGAGCUGCGAGCCAUCAUGAAGAAGGUGUCGGACAACCGGCAGACCCUCCUCUUCUCCGCCACCCUCCCUGCCGCCCUCGCCGAGUUCGCUCGAGCAGGGCUCAAGGAUCCGGAGCUGGUCAGGCUAGACGUGGAGACGAAGGUGUCGGAUCAGCUGAGAAUGGCGUUCCUGUGCGUGAGGGCAGAGGAGAGAGACGCGGCGCUGCUGUACCUGCAUCAUGUCGAGUACGUCCAUGCUCUCCUCGCAUCGGUCGGCAUUGAGGCCUGCAUGUUGUAUGGGGCGAUGGACCCGGCGGCCCGCAAGAUCGCCAUCGGGAGGUUCCGGGCGAAGCUCUCGCAGUACCUCAUCGUGACCGACGUGGCUGCUCGCGGCGUUGACAUCCCGCUGCUGGAGAAUGUGAUCAACCACAACUUCCCCGGCAAGGCCAAACUCUUCGUCCAUCGAGUAGGACGCGCGGCAAGGGCAGGAAGGAGCGGAACAGCGUACUCGCUCGUGGGCCCGGAGGACGUGGCGUUGAUGAUCGACCUCCACCUGUUCCUCGGACGACCCCUGCAGACGUCGGACCAGUCGGAGGAGGAGAACUCGUUCGAGGCCUUCUACGGUAGGAUGCCGCAGUCCCUGCUCGACGAGAGUCAGGAGAUCGUCCAGCGGCUGCUGCACGACAACUCAGACCUGGCGGCUGCUCUCGCGGUCGCUCAGCGAGCGCUGGGGCUCUACAAGAAGACGAUGGAGAAACCUUCGUCGCAGUCGAUCCGGAGGGCCAAGGAGAUGGACGAGGAUGCGAUCCACCCCUGGUUCCUCUCCGACGUUGACGCGUGCGAAGUCGCCGGGCAAGGGCGUCAGUUUCUCAAGGCCCUCCAGCAUUUCCGCCCCCAGCAGUCGGUGCUGGAGGUUCACGACGGCACCAAGAAGGUGGCGGCCUCAGUGUCGCAGCAGAUGCGAGCUCAGUUCUCCUCUGCCGUCGAGGCUCGUCGGCGAGCGCAGCAGUACCUGUCGAUGACCGAGCAGAUCAAGCAAGACCUCUCCGAGGAGCUGGUCGAGUCCCGCUCGCCUCCUCCCCUCGAGGACCAUGCAAGCCAGAAGCGCGAGAGGCCGAGGGCCCUGAGCUCGGAGCCCAAGAAGAAGAGGAGCAGGAGCGCGAUGGAAGAAGCGAAGCGACGGGACAUGGAGAGCUUCCGGCUGGCGGGAGAGAAGGCUGACGCCAACACUGAGAAGGGGCUGACCAUCCGCGAGGCUGCCAAGGACAGGCUGCAGAGCAUCGAGCAGAUGAUCUUCGAGAUGGACCCGGACGAGGAGGGGACGCUGCUGAAGAAGAGAGCUGUGCUGCGAUGGGACUCGCGCAAGAAGAAGUUUGUCAAGGACUUUGACAGGACGCAGGACAAGACAGACGGGAAGGCGCGGAUGAACGAGGCAGGAAAGAAGAUCAAAAAGGGAUAUCGUCUUGGCCUCUACGACAAGUGGAAGGAGAGAAGCAAGGCGAGGAUUCAGCUGGAGGGCGAGGAAGAGGACAGCUCUGUUCAUCAGUCGCUUCCAGACUUCCGCAGCCGCAGGUUCAGGCACAACAAGGGAGAGGCAGCGGCUGGAGGAGAAAAGCGGGGCCCGAGAGACGAGCUCAAGAGCAAGGAUCAGAUCAGGAAGGAGCGAGAGAAGAAACAGAAUCUCAAAGAGAAGAACAUGCCCAAGGCUCUUCGCAGGCUAGUCCCAUCCACAUCCUCGAGGCUCGAGCAGAAGAGAAAAGAAGCCAACAAGGGCCCGAAGGGCAAGCCUCAUAUCACAAAGGCCUCGAUCCGCAAGUCCAAACGAUAA